AGCCUGGCAGGAAGGCUGCGGCAACUCAACAACACAGACUCAGUGCCAAGGCCGACUGAGGGCCAAGCGACAUCAGUGUUUUGUGCAGAAGGGGCUCGGACACUUGCGUCCUCAGCUCUCGAUAUUUUUUCCAUUGAACGCGAGUUUGAGCAACGAAAAUGACCUUCCUGAGGGCGGAGCUCCUGAGGUGGGCGCCGACGGUGCUGCCUUACCUCAUCCUCACCUCGCUCUUCGCACUCUCGCUCGUCUGGUUCUUCAGGAGGCAGCAGAAGGUGGCGCUGAUCGAGAAGAUCCCGGGCCCGAAGGCGCUGCCGCUCCUCGGCAACGCCUUGGAGGUUAACGUUGAGCCUCGAGAAUUGUUUCAAGUUGUCAAAGGAGGCUCAUACAUCUGGAGUUAUCACACCGCUUUGAUUCGUAUCUGGGCAGGACCUUUUCCUCUGGUCCAGCUGUUUAACUGUAAAACAGCAGAGGUAAUCCUUAGCAGCCAGAAGCACCUGGACAAAAGUCGUGACUACACGUUCCUGCAUCCUUGGCUGGGCACAGGCCUCCUCACUUCCACAGGGUCCAAAUGGCACUCCCGGAGGAAGCUCCUGACGCCCGCCUUCCACUUCAAGAUCCUGGAGGACUUCGUGGAGAUCUUCAACAACCAGAGCAUCAAAAUGGUGAAGUUACUGGAGAAGAAGGCUGGUGGGGAGUGCUUUGACAUCUUCCCUUACAUCACUCUCUGCACCUUGGACAUCAUCUGCGAGACCGCCAUGGGAUGUAAGAUUGGCGCUCAAGACAACAGCGAAUCAGAUUAUGUUAAGGCUGUGUACCGGAUCGGAUCCCUCGUGCAGCACAGGCAGGCUCGCCCUUGGCUGCAGCCAGACAUCCUCUUCAAGCUCUCCGGGUACCAGAAGGAGCACGACGCUUGCCUCAAACUCCUGCACGACUUUUCCUACGACACCAUUCGGACCCGACGCAGGGAGUACCAGGAGAGCAAGAAGAACGAGGGUCAGGAGACGACCGAGGACGAGGCUCUGGGCAAGAAGAAACGACUUGCAUUCCUUGACCUUCUGCUGGAGUACUCCGACGGCGUCUCCCGGCUCACCGACGAGGACAUCCGCGAGGAGGUGGACACUUUCAUGUUCGAAGGCCACGACACGACGGCCGCCGCCAUCAACUGGACGCUGUACCUCCUCGGAUGCCAUCCCGAGAUACAGGCCCGCGUGCACGAGGAACUGGACGGCAUCUUCGGAGACUCUGACCGUCCCGUCACCAUGGCCGACCUCAGGGAGAUGAAGCUGAUGGAGAACUGCAUCAAGGAAGCUCUGCGUCUGUUCCCUUCCGUGCCCUUCAUCGCCCGUGAGCUCAGGGAGGACGUGGUUAUCAAUGACUACCACAUCCCCUCCGGCACCACUGUGCUGGUGGUGACGUACCGCCUCCACCGCGACCCGGAGCAGUUCCCGAACCCGGAGGUCUUCGAUCCGGACCGCUUCCUGCCCGAGAACUGCAAGGCGCGACACCCGUACGCCUACGUCCCCUUCAGCGCCGGGCCAAGGAACUGCAUUGGACAAAAGUUCGCCCAGAUGGAGGAGAGGAUCGUGCUGAGCAACGUCCUGCGCCACUUCCGCGUGGAGAGCACCAUCAGGCGCGAGGACCUGAGGAUCCUCGGGGAGCUGAUCCUGCGCCCCGAGAACGGAAAUCCCCUCAGGCUCUUCCCGAGAAAGGCCCAUUUGUGUACGAAUGAACCCGACUCGGUUGUGUUGUCAACAAAUAUAAGGGCGAUGAUGCACAAGAUUUCUGACUUUUCAUAUGUAAUUGCGACAAAUCUUGAACAUCCCCCUGAUGGUACAAAUGCCACUGAUGCUGCAUGGCCAUCAGUGCGCUGUAGAGUAGCUCUCCCCCCCACCAGCCAGUUCCUCCUCUCAGACUGCUUACCCUUCGACCUCAUACUUGAGCCACUGCACUGGACUCACCAGGUCACCGAAGCUAAACAAAAGCGAGAUGAGAAGGCAUGUCGAAGGAAGACCUUGGCUAACUGGUCUUGCAUUGUGCAGCGGCAGUCCAUUGCUGCCUUGCCAGUGGUUCUUAUGGGCCCUCUAAAAUUACAUCAUCGCCCAUAUAAGACUCACGCUUGGGACUCCCUUCGGGGUCAUAUCAAGGGCCACUCCGCAGGUCCCAGAACGCUCGUGUUUCGUCCCCAGUUCGCGGCCGCCCUUUCCGCGAACGAGGCAGAGCGAUAUACUAGGAGCGCUGGCCCCGAAGGAGAGCCUGAUGGCGUGGCAAGGAGGCGUGUCCUGGAACCUCGAGUCCCUCCUCAGUCGCUGCCUCUACGCCCUCGCGCCCGUGGUCGCCGCCCUCCUGCUCAGCCAGAUCUACAGGAGGCAACAGAAGGUGCGGCUGAUCGAGCAGCUCCCUGGGCCCAAGGGGCUUCCGCUUCUGGGGAACCUCCUGCACAUGUGGGUCGACCACGAAGAACUCUUCCGGCGCCUCUGCAAUAUCUGCGAACUCGGCAACGUUGCACGAUUCUGGGUGGGGAGCAAGCCGUACUGCAUCGUGAGCAGCGCCAGGGCGGUGGAGGUGAGAGAACGACAAUCCUCAGCAGUUCGAAACACAUCGACAAGAGCUGGGACUACACGCUCUUCCGCCCUUGGCUUGGAGAAGGACUGGUCACGUCCGCAGGUGUCAAGUGGCACACGCGCAGGAAGAUGCUGACACCCGCUUUCCACUUCAAGAUCCUGGAGGAUUUCGUGGACGUCUUCACAGCUCAAGCCGCAACGCUGGUUGAAAAACUGAAGACCAAGGCGGACGGACGGCCAUUCGACAUCUAUAAUGAUAUCACGCUGUGUGCUUUGGACAUCAUAUGUGAAACAGCCAUGGGGAGGAGCAUCAACGCCCAGAGAAACUCCGAAUCAGAGAUCGUGAAAGCCAUUCACAAGAUGGGCACCUUGAUCCAGUUCCGGCAGUUCCGUCCGUGGCUGCAUCCCGACUUCGCGUUUCGCCUCACCAGCCACGGCAGGGAGCAAGAGAAGUGCCUGAGGGUGAUCCACGGACUCGCUACGGACACCAUUGAAUUGAGGAGGAAGGCAAGGCAAGAGGAGAAGAGGUGGAGGAGAGAGGAAGAAUGGAGAGGAGAAGAUGAUGCCUGUGGCAUCCCCGGCCAGAAGACCCGCCACGCCUUCCUGGACCUCCUUCUGGAAUAUUCCGAGAAGGACCCAACGAUCACGGACGAGGACAUACGCGACGAAGUGAACACUUUCAUGUUCGCCGGACACGACACCACCUCCGCCGCCAUGAACUGGUUCCUGUACGCCAUGGGAAGCCACCCGGACGCACAGGAGCGCGUUUUCGAGGAGAUCGAAGCCGUGAUGCAGGGUUCCGACAGAGCGCCGUCCGCGUCCGACCUGCGGGAAAUGAAGUACCUGGAGCUGUGUCUGAAGGAAACUCUGAGGCUCUUCCCCCCGAUUCCCAUGAUCAUUAGAGAGCUGAAGGAAGAUGCCGUUAUUAGCAGCUAUAGCAUCCCCGCCGGCACGAGCAUCGUGGUCCACGUGUUCCGCCUCCACCGCGACCCGGAGCAGUUCCCCGACCCGGAGGUGUUCGACCCGAACCGCUUCCUGCCCCAAAACUCCCUCAGGAGACACAACUACGCCUUCGCCCCCUUCAGCGCCGGUCCCAGGAACUGUAUCGGGCAAAAGUUCUCCCUCCUCGAGAUGAAGGCCAUCCUGUGCAGCAUCCUACGCACGUUCCGCGUGGAGAGCGUCGUCCCUCGGAAGGACCUCAAGCUUCUGGCGGAGCUGAUCCUCCUUCCCAAGGGCGGGAACCUCGUGAGGCUGUUCCCCAGGGGUGAAGGAGACGACGGGCGGCGUGGAUGAGCAUCAGAAGGAUAGUGAGGAUGCUGAUGAUGACGAUUAUAAUGGUGAUAGUGAUCAGCUUUAUCACUUUUGUUGUUGUUUUUUAUUGUUAUUACUUUCACUGUGAUUAUCAUCAUUGUCAUUAGUGUUAUUUCAUUUUUAUCAUUAUCUUUGUCAGUGAUAUUAUUACUCUUACUAUUAUUUUAUUAUUAUUAUUAUUAUUAUUAUUAUUAUUAUUAUUAUUAUUAUUAUUAUUAUCGUUAUCGUUAUCCUUCUUACAUCACUAUUAUCAUCACUAUCAUUAUUCUUAUCAUCGUUCUUGUAUAACAGAUCAUUUGAGAAAAAAACAAGGACAAUAUUCAUGAAGGUAAAGAAUAAGGAGAAGAAGGAAACCAACAUCUGCACUUGCGCCUGCAUGCAUUCAAGCACAAGCAUGCGGAAGCUCACUCAGGGAGCCUGUUUCAACCCGUCUGUUUUCACCGAAUAGAGUUUAUUGCUGCUGAUGAUUUUUUUUUUUUU
Molecule: messenger RNA, 4352 nt
Organism: Penaeus indicus
Lineage: Eukaryota; Metazoa; Arthropoda; Malacostraca; Decapoda; Penaeidae
Exons: 29
Coding region: 159-3854 (1231 amino acids)
Molecular function (GO): heme binding; oxidoreductase activity, acting on paired donors, with incorporation or reduction of molecular oxygen; monooxygenase activity
Source: RefSeq, a predicted model, not a curated record